AUGACCAGGGCACAACUGGCGGAGGAAAAUUUAAAGAUCCAGCAGGACGCCUACGCUCAAACGGUUGUAUCACACGAUCGCAUUAAUCAAAUGCAGCAUCACAUUAACACGUUGAAAUCGCAGAAAAACCAGCUGUGCGAGGAGAAGAUCCAGAUGCAAACCCAUAUCAAUCAGAUGCAGGCUUGGUGUGCCCAGGGGGAAGAACCCACGGGACUGCCAGUUCAGCCGGCUACGGCAGAGGGUAACAACGACUUUAGUCCACAGGCUUUUCACACCCCGGCACCUACUGCCAAGAUGGGUGGGCAUGCCGAACGGCCAUUUAUGGAGUUGGGGGUUCUCGCCCAGGUGGGUUUGCGAGGAAUUCAAGAGCUGAAGAAUAAGUUUGUGGAAAAGGGCUUUCGACCUAAGAAAAAUACCCGGACCUGUGAGGGCGCCUCGGGGUAUUUAUUGGAGGCCCCGCCGGGAGAGCCACUGGUGGCUUAUCGCGUUGUUUUCCUAUUGCCCAUGAAGCCUGGAUUUGAGCUCUGCCAGACGUGGGGCAAUUUUUUGGCAUGA
Molecule: messenger RNA, 555 nt
Organism: Trypanosoma grayi
Lineage: Eukaryota; Euglenozoa; Kinetoplastea; Trypanosomatida; Trypanosomatidae
Exons: 1
Coding region: 1-555 (184 amino acids)
Source: RefSeq, a predicted model, not a curated record